Messenger RNA from Elgaria multicarinata webbii, 3918 nucleotides. RefSeq names its product interphotoreceptor matrix proteoglycan 2 (gene IMPG2). The transcript is spliced from 20 exons. The record is from RefSeq and is a predicted model, not a curated record. Gene Ontology annotation, molecular function: hyaluronic acid binding; heparin binding. Lineage: Eukaryota; Metazoa; Chordata; Lepidosauria; Squamata; Anguidae. Gene Ontology annotation, biological process: visual perception. The coding region runs from base 1 to 3918 and encodes 1305 amino acids.
AUGUAUGACUUUUCCUGGAAAAUCUAUUUUGGAAUCUGGAUAUUAGUGUUGACUGAAGGAGAUUUUCAAGCAUUUGCAGAAGAAUCCUAUUUACAAGGAGAGGACACAAAAGCAAAGGAUACUGCACCAGAUCUACGCGAUGACUGGCAAUCGAUUAGAAACCUCCCCCAAUUUCUGGAUUCUAAGCACCUUCUUGAUUUCAGGGACUCAGAGAAAUUCAGCAGGCGCUUGUUAUUUCGAAGGAAGAGAUCAAUCUUCUUUCCUACUGGGGUUAAAAUAUGUCCAGACGAGUCUACUGAACAAGCUAUUGCCAACCACCUGAAAUACUUCAAACUCAGAGUGUGCCAGGAGGCAGUAUGGGAAGUCUUCAAAACUUUCUGGGAUAGACUUCCAGGACAUGAAGAAUACCAAAACUGGCUAAAUCUAUGUGAAGAAGGAACUCUGAGUAUAUUUGAGAUGGGCACUAACUUCAGUCAGUCUGAGGAGCAUCAAAGCCUCAUAAUGAAGAAACUGUCCUAUGCUAAAGAAGCAAUGGGCGGUUCCUGCAGCGAUUGGUGGUGUGGUUUGGGGAUGCCAACAUCUUCUCCAGCUAGUGAUGCUACCACAUUGAGAGAUGCAGCUGCCAAUGUUCCACCUCCUGAUGUGGUUUCAAUUGAGAGUCCUUCAGAGAGAACCACAAACAAAAGUGAAGACCCUGAAACCAACAAUGAGAUCAAAAAAGACGAUGGGAAACCGAUGAAACCAGCUCAUGAACAGAUGGUUGAGUUCAGCAUUCUUCUUCCGGAAGAGAAAUACACCAACAAGCUGAGUGACCCCUUUACUGAAGAGUACCAGCAACUCUCUCUACAGUUUAUUUCUGAAAUUCAAAGUGCAUAUGAAGGAUUGCCUGGAUACCAGAAUAUCCAUGUCACGGAAUUCAGGUCUCAUCCGGAAGACAGUGGUGUGGAGGUUCUGUACACUGUGGUUUUUGAUGGGGAAGCCAUCAGCAAUGCUACGUGGGACCUGAUUAACCUUCAGUCCAACAAAGUGGAAGACAAUGCCUUUCUAGAGAUUGAAGAUAACCCAACGGUUGUUUACACAGUCAGUGACUUCAGACAUUAUAUUGCUGAAAUCCUUCAUAAGAACUCUUUACUUGAGAAUGCCUCGUUGAACCUGGAUCCCGACUCUCUCCAGCUCAUUAAUGUAAAGGAAAUAGUCUCUUCUGUAACUGAAGACCCGACUCGAAUUACUGCUAAGCCUAUUGAUGAUGAUCGUGUUGUGGUAUCUGAAUGGCCCUCGGCUGAUGAGUCAACUGUAAGCAACAUCUUGCCACUUGAUUUCACUAGACCUGGUUUCAUCUUUGAUAUGGAGCAAUACAAUGACAAUGAAAUCUGGUUAAGACCAGAUGGCUUUCUGAGCCCCGAAAGCAACUUCAGUUCAACACCGAAAGCUACCCUCCAUUCAAAAACUGAUAUCCCCAUUCCCCCAGAUGAACUACUUUUUGUGGAUGAAAAACAGAAGUUGCAUCCCAUCACACCAUCAACAUUAGAGACUGAUUCUCCUGUGGACUUGGAAAGCAUUUCUAUUUUUUCGUUAGAAGAUGUGCUUGGGGAUUCUAAGGAGUCAGAAGGUUUUCUUUUGCCUUCAAGACCUCCCCCUCACAUGGUGCCAAAAGAAAUCCCACCCACAAGCGAUUCUGUGAUUCCUCUCACUCCUAUACCACCAAUGGCCUCUGUAUCAGCCAUAGAGCCUAGUACGGAAGAAGUGUUAUCUACAAGUUUUGUAGAAGAGGAAACUCUACAACCUUAUAUAUAUAUAGAAGAAGGUAAUAUAGAUGACUAUGGUUCUGGUUCAGGACAGGAAACACAAACAAUGAUAUGGCCUUGGUAUAGACCUACAUUGGAGACAGAGGGAUCGGGUAUGUAUGACUAUAAAGAAACAAAUUUCAUAUUGACUUCCUCAAAGGACUAUACAUCUAAGGAGCUACUAGAUGAAGUCAUAUCCCAGUCACCUCUUGGAAUAGAAGAACCUACAACAGAAAGUGUUCUUGCUUCAUCUACUGAGAUGUACAGUACAUCGCAGUACAUAAUAGAAUUGGACGAUUCCAGUGAGGAUUAUCAAAUCAUUCCUGAAGUAAUUGGAAUAGAAGACCAAACAGUAACAGAGCAGUCACCCACAAAGUAUCCAAUUAUAGCCAUUACAAUAAAACAACCAGACAGUAUUUCUCCAAGAACUGGAAUAGAAAAACCAGGAAUAAUUUUAACAGCGGAUCCUUCCGUGGAAAGGCCAGUGACUGAUAUUUUUAUGGUGGACCAGCAGAUCCCUCAUUCAACAGCUCAAGAAGCCUCUGGAUCAAUUGCUCUGAAGCCAGUUACUCUUCCUGCUGAAAGUGUCACUCAUCAACCUGCUGUUGAAGUCACAAGUUCAGUAGAAUCAACUAGUUCUGAAGUUUCAACUGCUGUUCCUUAUUUAAUAGAAAUGACAACAGCUUCUGAUGACUUCACUGGAGAGUUCAGUACAACCCACAUCACUAAUACACCUCCUAGUAGCUUUGACAGUGCAGUAAGCUACCCUGCAAUAGUGACUAUUACACCAGAGUACUCUAUCCCUGUCCUCACUGACAUGCCUACCACACAACCAACAGUAUUUCAAUCUACCAUUAUCUCUGCUGAAUUGGAGGAAGAUUUGAUUGCAAAGGAAUUGGAGGAAGAUUUGAUUACAAAACAGGACCGUGAAGGCACUACAUAUUACCCCCCUGAAAUGAACCAGGAAGGAAGAAGCAUGACUGAGAGUCAUAUGAAGCUAUCUACAAGUGCCCAUUCAACAGAGAUGGCCAGUGUAGCUGGGGCUACUCAUGAAAAUCUCAGUAACGUUACUGUACCUGCACGGGCUUUAGUGGUGUUCUUUAGCCUUCGAGUUACCAACAUGAUGUUUUCAGAGGACUUGUUUAAUAAAAAUUCCCCUGAAUAUAAAGCCUUGGAACAGAGAUUCUUAGAACUGCUGGUUCCUUACCUGCAGUCCAAUCUAACAGGCUUCCAGAAUCUGGAAAUUCUGAACUUCAGAAAUGGUAGCAUUGUGGUGAACAGCCGAAUGAAGUUUGCAAAACCCGUGCCUCGUAAUGUCACUAACGCUGUGUACAUGAUUCUGGAAGACUUUUGCAACACGGCUUACCAGACCAUGAACCUGGCUAUUGACAAGUACUCCCUUGAUGUGGAAUCAGGAGAUCAAGCUGAUCCUUGCAAGUUCCAGGCAUGCAAUGAGUUCUCUGAAUGCCUGGUGAACCAAUGGAGUGAAGAAGCCGAGUGUGUCUGUUACCCCGGCUAUCUAAGCAUUGAAGGAUUGCCUUGUAACAGCAUUUGUGAUCUGCAGUCUGACUUUUGUCAAAAUGAUGGCAAAUGUGACAUAAUCCCAGGGCAAGGGGCAAUAUGUAGAUGCCGUGUAGGUGAGAACUGGUGGUACAGAGGAGAGCACUGUGAAGAGUAUGUGUCAGAGCCGCUUGUCGUGGGUAUCGCUAUUGCUUCGGUAGCCGGCUUCCUCCUCGUAGCAUCCGCCGUCAUUUUCUUCCUAGCCAGAACCCUUCGGGAUCAGUACACAAAGAGUGAAAUUGAGGACUCCUUAGGGCAAGGAGACAGCCUUUCAUCCAUUGAAAACGCAGUGAAAUACAACCCAAUGUAUGAGAGUGAUGCUACCGGACACAGCCACUACUAUCGGAGAUAUCCACAGCUUACUUCGUACAGCUCAACAAGCAAUGAGACAUCCACAGAGUACAGCAGUGAAGAGAUCAGGCACAUUUAUGAACAUAGUGAGCUAACUAAAGAAGAGAUUCAGGACAGAAUACGGAUUAUAGAACUUUAUGCCAAAGAUCGGCAGUUUGCAGAGUUUGUAAGGCAGCAUCAAAUGAGUUUGAAAGCUGUCAGAAACACAAAUCCUACAAGUUAG